AUAGAAAUUGGGCUAAGCAUAUAAUUUAUUUAAAUUCAUUUCGUUCAUCUGUAAAGAAUUUUACAGCACAUGUUUGCCAAGGUAUAGAAGAGACUACGGAUUUAGGACCUUGGGGACGCCAGAUGUUUCCGCGCAGCGGCGGCGCACUGGGGCCGCGCUCAUAGAAGAGGUGCCCUUGUACUCGUGCGUUUUGACGCACCACUGACUGCAGACAUGGGAGCCGCACAAACACGCAACGAGCACAGUUACAAUGACCUCGCCAACAAAACGGGAUUUUCAUUGGAACAAAUCAACAUUCUUCACAAGAGAUUUAAAAAGCUGAGCGGAGAGUCAGAAACUAUCAGCAGGGAAAACUUGAACAGCAUACCCGCCCUCGCUGACAAUCCAAUCAAAAAACAAAUCAUAGAAGCCUUCUUUGAUAAAAGGAACCAGCACAAUGGCCAGGUGGGGACCUAUCAGGAGAUUGGCUUUGAGGAGUUCUUGAUGGUCAUGUCUCACUUCCGACCCCCAACACUGAAGACUUCUGAAGACGAGAGGAAGGCCAUGAGAAAAGAGAAGCUUCGCUUCCUUUUCAACAUGCACGACACUGACAGCGAUGGCAAGAUCACACUGACAGAGUACAGAAAAGUCGUGGAGGAGCUCUUGUCAAGAAGUGGUGCCAUUGGCCUGGAGGCUGCCAAGGCCAUUGCAGACGCUGCCAUGUUGGAGGUGGCUAGUACAAGUAUGCCUGACAUGCCUGCUGACUACUUUUAUGAAGGAAUUACAUUUGAACAUUUUGAACAGAUAUUAAAUGGUCUGGAAAUGGAGUCGAGAAUGCACAUUCGCUUUUUGGAUGUAGACACUGUUACGAUGCGUUGUGAUAGUAAAUGAGCGAGAAAGUUGUAGGUUACUGGAACCGUCCAUGAACCUGUGGGCUAGUUUUGAGAUAAAGCUGAUGAAAGGAUCCAUGGACAAUUUUAAUAGUGAUGUCUUAUUUGAAUUUAAAUGUGCUGGAUUUCUAAUUUAAAGAGAUUAGAAACAAUAUAGUUUAAUGUCUCAUUACUGUCUCAAAUGUAUGACUUAACCUCUCAUUUAAUGUAUUUUGCUUUAAGAGUUUUGUUAAGAGUGUGUGAACUUUUGAACGCUUGUGAUUUUAAGUGGUUACUGUCUGGGUUGAACAUGCUCACUUCUGCUUUGUUGUGGCUUCCCUCUUUGAGCUGUCGUCUCCACUCAACGUUACGAACAUGUCCUUUCCCAUAUCUCUGCAGUCAGUUGUGCCAAAGGGCGGCUCUGGCAUUCUCAGGGCACUGUGGCACAGAUCCAAAGGAGAAACAUACCAUUCCCCAUUAUAUUUAUCUCACAUUCUAUCUACAACCAUCCCUUUGAGACUCAGGACAAGCAGUGUUGUUAUUCUAGGGACAUUUUUCAGUAACCACAGUUUUUAAAGGUGCAUUAUGUAACUUUUCUGGUUUGUCCCCAUCUUAUUGCCUUACCGCAAAUGAUCUGCAUUAUGACAUUAUAGCUUUAUGGAACAAGUAGGUGACACAGACAUGCCAAGUUACAGGUUAAGAUCUGUGGAGAGGUAACCCCGCCCACAGUUAGAAUGCAUGAUUUCAA
Messenger RNA from Boleophthalmus pectinirostris (great blue-spotted mudskipper), 1596 nucleotides. RefSeq names its product tescalcin a (gene tesca). Lineage: Eukaryota; Metazoa; Chordata; Actinopteri; Gobiiformes; Gobiidae. The record is from RefSeq and is a predicted model, not a curated record. The transcript has 9 exons. Bases 214 to 870 code for a protein of 218 amino acids. Gene Ontology annotation, molecular function: calcium ion binding.